Molecule: messenger RNA, 6835 nt
Organism: Meleagris gallopavo (turkey)
Lineage: Eukaryota; Metazoa; Chordata; Aves; Galliformes; Phasianidae
Source: RefSeq, a predicted model, not a curated record
AGGUUUCUCUCCCUAUCCCAGGCCUGGAUCGGGGGUCUCCGAGCCAGCUCUGUUGCAUCUUAUGGGAACCACGUGAAGGCCAGCUGCCAUUGGGUCGCCUUCAGUGCCGAGGCAGCAGGUGUGCUGGGCAUUGUGCUGCUGGAGGGCAGGGAUGGGGGCAAGAGGACUGUGUCUCAGCUCUGCUGCCACUCAGAUGCAGUGACAGACUUCGACUUCUCACCCUUUGACCCACUCCUGCUGGCCACAGGCUCUGCUGAUGAAACGGUGAAGGUUUGGCGCCUGCCUGAGGAAGGGCAGGAGCUGCCCAGCAGUGCAGGGCUGACGCUGGGUCCUGGAGGGGGCCCAGUGGACAUGUUGCAGUUCCACCCAACGGCGGAUGGCAUCCUGACCAGUGGUGUGGGGAAGUGUGUCACCGUGUGGGACAUGGGGCAGCAGCAGCCGCUGACAGCCUUGGAGGCCCAUGGGGACCAGCUGCAGAGCAUAUCCUGGAAGCAUGACGGCCGCCUGCUCGGCACCUCCUGCAAGGACAAGAAACUGCGGAUCUUUGACCCUCGAGCCGGCCCAGCUGCAUCCCAGAGUGUCCCAGGACAUGAGAACAACAAGGACUCCCGGCUGCUCUGGAUGGGAGCCAGCGAUUGCCUCAUCUCUGUGGGGUUCAGCCAGAUGCGUGAGCGGGAGGUGAAGCUCUGGGACACACGGAAGUUCAGUGGCGCGACUUUCACCUUGGCACUGGAUACCUCAUCUGGGUAGGGAUGGGGACUUACCAUGGGGUGACAGAGGGAGGACGUGAAGUAGCACAGUGGUGCUGAGUAGGGAUGUGCUCCAGUGCUUGGGGACCUGCAGUGAGCACAACAGGAGCUGGUGAGUGGCCCCUGGCAUCAGCAGCGCUCAACCAGAAAACCAGGGGCCAGGCUGGAGAUGGCACGGCCAUGUCCCUGGCACCAAUCACUUGGGAUGGGCGGGAGGUGACAGUGUCAGGGACAGUAUGUCUGUGUCCUCAGCAGCGCUGUGACAGGCAACAGCAGUGCUGGCAGUGACUGCGUGUGCUGUGGGUGGCAUAUGUUGCUUGAGAACAGCCAGGCCUCUGACACAGUACUGCAUGCGGGUGAACUCCUUUGGCACAGCUUGAUCCCAACCCUUUGCUUGUGAUGGGCUAGGCACUUUGUGCAGCAGCACAGGGGCUGCCCAGUGACAAGGACUGCCUUCAGGGCAUCCCUUUGGAAAGUGGUACAAUGGCUCUCAGGACUGCAAGGGCACUUCUUUUCAAGGUGGUGAUGAUGUCUUUUGUCUUUGUGGCACCACUGGGGCUGUCAAGGUGACAAAUGCCCCAGUUUGGGCUGGCCCCAUCGCUCCGAUGUACCCCUGCAAGCUGGCCAUGGUGCACACAGGGAGAUGGGAACCACUCGAGAGGGCAGAUGGAGGAGAAGGUAGUGUCUUCAUCCCACCAGAGUGAUGGAGGCUUGGGGCAAGGCCCUUGCUGUGCUGUGCUGGAAGCCUCUGGCUCUCUCCAGAGCCGCUGGCAAAGCAGCAGGGACACUGGGACCUUCACUGCACAGAGAGCUGGCUCCAUCACAGGCCAGAGUGAUGGAGCGGGCUAGGUGAUUGGAGCAGCUGGGUGCUGGUACGUGGCCUCUGGCAAGGAGCUGAGUGAGCUGUGACAGCAGAAGCAGCACUUGGCUGCCCUACUGUGUCCCCACAUGAGAUGUCUGUCAGCCCCGAGACAGCAAUUGGGAUCUGCAGGAGAGGAGAGGAAUGGUCGCUGCUGUGGUGUGGAAGUGCUGGCAUGUCCCUGCUGGGAAGGUCAGCCUAGCAUGGUGGCCAGGGAGCAGCCAAAGGUGGAGGCAGAGCAGGAGGCUUCAAAGAAUCGCUCAUCUUCUGCAAGCUCCCAGGGCUCCGGGCUUGCUGGCUACACUGGGACAAUAGGCAGAGGCAGCCUCAGCUGGCUGUGCCUCCAAAAGAGUGAGACUGCUGCAGGGGAAAACACUCCUUCCCCAAUGCUGGCGGGAUGCUCCCAGGCUGUGGCUGCAGCCACCUCCCUGUGUGCCAUUAGUGCCCAGAGUGAACCUCCUCCAGGGGAUCCACACACAUGGCAUGCAGCUAAAGGGUGUGAUGCUUUGGAGUCCUUUAUGCAGAACCCCACAGCUGUGCAGUGCCUGCAGGAAUCACCCCAAACCCUACCACUGCUUGGCCCCUGUGCACACAGGGACUCAGCUGGGGUGAGCCAGCCCAUCUAAAUUGGAUCCAGACAUGGGGCCGCACUCAGUCCCAUUUGCGCAGGCUGCAGUUAUUUUGGCUGCCGGCUUUAUCGGCCGCCAGGAAUGUGGCUGGCAGGCAGCGCGUGGUGUGUCAGCCCGUGGCUUGGUGAGGCUGCAGCUGCAUGGCAAUCGGUGCUGAUAAGGCGGCGGCAAAGAGGGGCCGGGAGGACACGGGGCCUGGCUCUGGGGAGCAGUGAGCAGGGGGAGGUGUUUGUAGUACAGAUACAGGGGUCACACACAGCCCAUCCCCACCGCAGCUGGGGAUGCGGCCACCUCGAGGCCGGGUGUGGAGGAGCUGCUCUCAGGCACCAUCUCAGAGGUGCCAGCCCCCCAGCUCGUUGCUACCAUCUUUUCCCCACUGCGCCAUCUCCAUCCUAGCACGCCUCACUGCCCAUGAUUGAGUUUGUACACGGGCACGCUGGGCCGUGGGUCUCCAUCACAGGCACACACGGCCAUCGAGCAGCGCUGCCUGGUGCUGACCGUGCAGGCUGCGCGGCGCACAGCAACUCAUUGAGGAAGCAAUCAGUGGGCGGGCAGGAAGCUCAUACCAUUCAUUACUGACGCCGCAUGGCAGGAAGGGGAGCAUGCAGCAUGCCUUGGGCCCCUUGCCUGUGUGGCCUCAGGUACCCAGUAGCACCCCAAAGCAGAUAGAGAACAGCUGCAGCAUGCCCAGCCCCGACACACUGCCAUGCCCCCACUGAGCCCUAUGGGUCGUUGUGUUCUUGUCCAACAUCACUGGAGUAGGGGCACCCCAGUUUCUCCUCUACAUCUUUAAGUGUGUUUUGGGGGUGCCCCUCUCACCUGUGUGGGUGAGAGCUGUGCAAAUGCAGAAACCUUGCUAUGAAAGCAUGGGGCAGCAACACCUGGCACAGCCCAGACCCUGUGGCAGGAGGCGUGGGUGGCCCCAGCCCCACUCCAUGUUGCCAUCCCCAGCAUGCCGCCUGUUGCUCCCUUUGAAUCGGGUUUUGUCUUCCCUCUGGCCCUCUUUAAUUAGAUCAAGGAGCAGCAGGAAUAGGCCUCAAUAGGUUAUUGUUGCCCUAAAUUGUAACCAGCACCGGUGGAGUUGGGUUACGGGCUCAGCCGUGGGGUCAGCGGCCAGACCUGAUGCAGCAGCCCACAGCCUGGUGCCAUUUCCACAUGGCAGCGGCAAUGAGAACAGUGGUGCCUUGUUGUGCUGCACCACCAGCUCUGCAGUGUCCCCAAAGCCCCAAAAUACUGGGUUCUAAAGACAGGAGCAUCUGCCAGGAGCCCCAUCUGCUUGGCAUCCCUGUACGAUGCCUAUCCUCACACCCCUCAGUGCCACCACGUUCCCAUUGUGCUGCACAGGUGCCAUGAAAGCACUGGGUCAGGGACAGUUUUUGGGAGGGCCAAGCAAUGGGGCCCUGCGUGGAGUGAAGUCCUCAGGGCUGGGCGGCACGUGCAGGGAAGGAAGGCGGUUUUAGAGAGCUCAAGCUCUGUUUGGCUGCAGGAUGUGAAGGGUGGUUCCCCCCGGGGAUGCUGACCCGGACGGGAUCAAUUCACUGCCCAACACCCAUCAGUGUUCCAGAGCCAAAGUCGGAGCUCAGACUGAGGAUUUGCUCACUCGUCAUCUCCCAGCUGAAGGGCUCCAGCUUUCGUGCAUGCCAAGGCACACGCCUCCAGUGUCACACUGUCACUUCCACACUCAUUGGCUGUGAGGGGACUGUUAAUGUACAUUUGGAUGUGAUCCCCACACCCUCAGCUUCUCAAGGCUCCCCGCUGCGAUGGGACUCAUCCUAGGGGUGCACACAUCCAAAUCCCCAUGCAGUAGCUCCAGCAGGACCUCCCCCUGUCCUGACGUGGCCAUUGAGCCAUAUGUGCUGGCUUUUCCCAGCACCUAGCAGCCAUUUCCUAUGAUUCUGGGGCAUUUUGGGGUUUUCCAACAACACCCACCGCAUCUGCAAUGCCUCAGUGGCAGAGCCCUGAGCAGGAUGGAUCUCUGUCCCAAUACCCACCUCCAAAACAGUAGCGUACCUGCUAACCCCCACCCUCACCCCCAGGCUUUUCUCUCUGCUCCUGCCAGCUCCUGGUGCCCACACCUGGCACAAGGAGGGAUGAAGGUGUCCCACUGCUGCUUGGAGGGGUUAACGCCGUGCGGCCCCACAGCCCGCUCUGCUCCUGCAAAAAUAGCCGUGUGCCUUGCUCUGGCGGGAGUGUGGUGAGCUCCGUCACUGCCGAAAUCGCUCCCAGAUGGGCCACAGCCCCAUCCCAGCCUCGUGCUGGCCCACAGCCGCCUCUGCGGGCGACCGCCGCUCCCCAGCCCUGGCCUCGUCAGCUUUCCAGGAAGCCGGCAAUAUUUCUGCCUUUCCACAAGCUCCUCCUGGCAGCCGAGGCUUCACCGCAGUACGCGGGGGCUGCAGGACACUGACACACAUGGCACCCUCCUCCAGCUCACUGUGGACAUCCCUCACCCCGGGGCAGGGGGUUGGGGACCCUGGCACCCCUGCUGUGGCCCUGCAAAGCUGUGUGUCCUGCCAGGGCUCUUCUGCAGCCAUGGCUACCCAGCGUGGGCUGCCAGGUGUUGGGGACACCAUGAUGUGUCCCACUGCCUGCUGAGCCCCAGCCGGAGUGCUUUGUCCCCAGGGCACUCGGUGACCACCCUGUGGGCUUGAACAGCAAAAGGGAUUUUUUUUGGUUUCAUGUCAAGGGGUUUUGCAAUCCGUUCCCUGCGCUGAUUCAGCUCGGAGGAAUUAGCAGCGCCGCACAAUGUGCCGUGCUCAUCUGCUCUGGGCUGCAGUGGAGCUGGCAGCAGGCGGGGGGACUUCUGCACUUAGUGUAGGGAACUGCGGGGGUUUUGAGGCUGCAUAUUUGGGGCCGUGAGGGCAAUUUUGGGGCUGCAACAGAACUUUUUGGGUGCAGUUGAGCUCCUGUAAAGCCAUGCGGGUUCAGGGGUGCGUGCCAAGUAUCAAGGGAUCCAAGUGCCACGCUUUGCUGCCACUGCUGUGUUCCCGCAUGCCAGGGCUGUGCUCAGCCACAGUGCCCAGUUUGCUGCCCAGGGGACCCUGGUACAGCAGCUAUGUGCUGGGGAAGCAGGGAGGUGGCAGCAGAAGGGCUGUGGAAUGAAACCCCAAAGUGCAAGAUGAAAGCUGUGCCAUGUGCCAGCAGUAUCCUUGAAUGCCACUGUGCUGACACCAUGGCACGAGUGGAUGGGGACCAAGUGGCACCGCUGUGCCAGCACAGUGCUUAAGAGUUGCUGAAAGCUGCCAACCCAGCAGGGUCCUGGAGCCCAUAGGAAUAAUGGGAAGGGAAAAGAAAGGGGCACAGAGGGAAGGGGCUCCAUGGCCAGUCCUGGCUGGGGCCACAGUGGUGACACAGGGAGCACCCACCACUCGCCGGCACGGGGCUCGAGCUCCGCCGGGGAGUUUUCUGCUCUCCUUGCAAGGCUGGAAAAUAUACAAAGCUUGCAGUGAAAAUAUUUACACAGCAGCAAUUUUCAGAGGAAUUUGGGAUGUUAAUUUGAAAAAUCUGUGGGGAGAGAACCACAAUGGGCCCUUUGAGCGGGCGAGCGUGGCCCUCGCGCCUGCCCGCCCGCGCCAGAGAGGGGCCCCCGCCACCGCCGUGCCGGCCCUAAUGGGAGCCAGCCCUGCCGGAAACCCACCUGGGAGCCGGGGGGGUGCAGACGGCCCCGCCGCCGCCCCGCGCCCCUAAUUGCAUCCAGAGCACACGAGGCCGGGUCAGGGCCAUGCCCUAUGGGUGCACCCAGGGGGCCCAGCGAGGCGGGGGCUACAUGGCGCUCACCUGAGGAGGGGUUCCCAGCUCCGCAGCCCUCUCGGCAGCUGGCCGUGGCGGCAUUUCAGCCUGCUUUGCUCACUUUCUCCAAAUAAAACAUACCUCCGCGGGCAGGGACCCAACCUGGAAAAUUCCAGCCCAAAAGAUAAAGGAUUGGAAAACGAUUAAAACCAGAGGUUGGAACAGAAAGCACUUGGCAGCAGGAACCUAGUGCCGGCCCCAAGCCCCCGCCGCAGUCAGCGCACGAGCACGGCCAGGGGCUCACACAUAGGAGUGGGGGCCCGACGUGGCUACCUCAGCCAUGGCCGUGGUCACAGCCCCUGGGCAGGGAGCUGUGGCCGUGCUGCGGACUGCAACCAUGCUGCAGGCUGCACUUGGCCACGCUCACCUCAGGCAUAUCGAGGCUGGAGGCUCAGUGCCAGCAGAGCCCCCCGCAGCCCCUCAGCCCUGCAGUGAGGAGGAGGAGGGUGACGUCAGGAGGUUAUCGGGUUGGGCCGGGCUGUGUGUCCGCCGCCCCGCAGCCAUCUGGCAGCGCACGCGAUGAAGUCAGGCGGGAUGAUGUGCAGGGCCAGGGCGCGUUCGGAGCUCGCCGCCUCUGUUUUGGUGACACCUCCUUAGCACUCGCAGUGGGGGGUGGAUUCGUGGGGGAUCCUCCUCAGAAUGGGGGAAACCACCCUCUGUGCUCUGAGUCAUCUGCUGACAGCAAGAAGGGGACAAGGGGACACAGGGACACGGGCACGGCCCUGGGGCAAGCCGUGCUGCGCAGUCGCUGGGGGGUCCUGCAGCCCCCACCUUGCCAACUCUGGGCAGGAUUUCUCGUUGUUGUUGUUGUU